Molecule: messenger RNA, 2463 nt
Organism: Trichosporon asahii var. asahii CBS 2479
Lineage: Eukaryota; Fungi; Basidiomycota; Tremellomycetes; Trichosporonales; Trichosporonaceae
Product: subtilin ATP binding cassette transporter, ABC protein SpaT
Exons: 2
Coding region: 1-2463 (820 amino acids)
Biological process (GO): transmembrane transport
Molecular function (GO): ATPase-coupled lipid transmembrane transporter activity; ATP binding; ATP hydrolysis activity
Source: RefSeq, a predicted model, not a curated record
AUGUUCACCAAGUUCACUCUCCCGAAGCAGUACGACGGCGACCCCGUCACGAAGCGCUUAUGGCUACAGUCGCGCCGCAACAGCGCCGGCGAGGUCAUUCCCGCCGGCCAAGCUCGCUCCUUCACGCUUGCCAACGUUCGCAUUGGCUUCGAUGCGCUCUGUAUCCUUAUCCCUCGCCUGUUUGAUCUCAUGCGUUCCCCCGAGUACGCGGACGCUCUCCGCCUCUUCCUCGAGUACUUCUCGAUCAUCGUUGCGUCCGCUCUUCUGCCUUCCUUGUCGAUGUGGACGACGACCAAGCUCAUGGAUCUAGCCGAGACGAGUCUGACUGGCGGCGACGUCUCCGUCUCUCUUGCGACCUGGACUGCCGGCAUGGUCAUCAUGGUCCGCAUUCUCUCGCACGUCACGCGCAGCCGCGAGGAACGCCUCGACCGCCGCCUGUCCGAGCUUUACUCCUGGAAGAUCGAGCGCGCCUAUCUGUCACUGAAGCUUAGCGAGCAUCCAGCCGGCCCUCGUGACGAUGACCGGGUCGCAAUGCUGCACGAGGCGGCCGUUCAUGCCGGCAAGGAGCGCGCGUACGACGCCAACGGCUCGGGGCGUUGGAUGCUCAGCGAGCCCAAAUAUCGCGUGCGCUCGCUGUGUCUCCUGUUCAAGCGUAUCCUCGGUAUCUCGUCCGAGCUCAGUGUCGCUUGGGUUGCUCUCGGCGGCUCGGGUGUGUCGGGUUACGCCCUCUCGAUCGUCUUCCUGCCCUGGCUCGCCCGUGCUAUCCAGGGUCUCUGGCCGCACCAGACUUACCAGGAGAAGCGCAUCAGGCGCUCACACGAGCAGCGCCAGCUCGAGUCGUUGAAGCACGCCCUGGACAGCGUGUUCCGCAACCAUAUCGACGAGAUUCACAUGUUGCAAAUGCGCGAGUUCCUCCUCGAGAAGUGGGAGCAGACCGUCGAGGGACUCGCCGAGGUGCGGGAGACGCCUGCCAGCAAGAGCACCUCGCUCAUCGACUCGAUCCUCAGCACCCUGUCCUGGUUUCUCAUCGCGACCAAGCUGGUCUCCAUCGAUGCCAGUCUCGGAAGCCUCCUCGUCAUCCACCACGUCAUGGAGGAUCUCAACUGGCGCCUGUCCGACUUCGUCGACAACACCUGCGACGCGCUGAACAACGUCUUCUUCUUCCUCCCCUACGUCGCAGCCAGGGACGACGAGAACAACCGCGCCGCCCUCAUCGACUACGAGACCACUCGCGGCCGCAUCGCGAGCCCCGCCGCCAAGGAGCGUCUCCUCCAGCGCAUCGCUGAGUCGAUGGAUCUCAAGAAGCUCCGCGAGGCUGCUGAGGCCGAGUCUACCUCCACCGACGACCUCAUCGAGAUGAAGCGUGACACCAAGCUGGCCACCGAGCCCAUGGUCGGUCUCGGCCUUGAGCUGGGCACCGAUGUGGAUGGCCUGGAGAUGACUUCUUUGGGCAGCGGGAAGGAUAUGGCCAACAAGUCCGCCGACGCCGCUGAGGCGGCCCCAAAGAAAACCGACGACAUGGACAAGGCCCCGGCGACCUCUACCCCAGUCGACAAGCGUAUCUCCCUCAUCUCCGAAGAGGAGCGCUCGGUGUUCCGUGUCGACAGCGGUGUCGGUUCGCUCGCGAGCGAGGCAGACGACAAUCGUAGCGGGAUGGUCGUCUCUCUCUCGAAUGUCACGGUCUCGUACCCCGACGGCGCCCUUGCCGUGAAGGAUGUGUCUCUCGAGAUCGCCGCCGGCGAGACACUCGCGAUUGUUGGACACAACGGGUCCGGCAAGACUACUCUCGUCAAGGCUCUCCUCGGUUUGGUUAGCUGUGACGGCACGAUCAAGAUGAACGGCGUGCGCGUGCAGGAUCUCGACCCCGCGAGCAUUGCGCGCCGCGUCGCGACCGUUUUCCAGAGCACGAUCAAGCACGGCCUUACGCUGCGCGAGGAGAUCAACAUCGGCAGCCUGACCACUCCCUCCAUCCUGCCCCGUGCUGUGAAGCGCGGCGGCGCCACGCCGAUCCUCGACCGCGUCGACCUCGACACAACCCUGGCCGCAUGCACCCGCGAGCAUGCCGAGAAGUACUACAAGCUCACGCGCGACGAUGUCGCCAUCGGCGACUUCCACAAGCGCGCCCGCAACGAUACAUACCUCUCCGGCGGGGAGUGGCAGCGCGUCGCCCUCUCUCGCGCCUUCAUGCGCGCGCACGCGGAUCUCAUUGUCUUCGACGAGCCCACCGCCGCCCUCGACCCUCGCGCCGAGAGCGAGCUGUUCGAGAAUCUUCUGUCUCUGGGCAAGCGCCACGAGUGCACUACCAUCUUCAUCAGCCACGGGUUCGGUAACGUCCGCCGCGCCGACAAGAUCGCCUUCAUGGAGCGCGGCCGCAUCGUCGAAUAUGGCACGCACGAGGAGCUCGUCGCCCUCAAUGGCCGCUACAACGAGUUCUACUCGCUCCAGGCCAACCGCUUCAAGUGA